Molecule: messenger RNA, 1512 nt
Organism: Sinocyclocheilus grahami
Lineage: Eukaryota; Metazoa; Chordata; Actinopteri; Cypriniformes; Cyprinidae
Gene: cyb5a
Product: cytochrome b5 type A (microsomal)
Exons: 5
Coding region: 123-536 (137 amino acids)
Cellular component (GO): membrane; intracellular membrane-bounded organelle
Molecular function (GO): heme binding
Source: RefSeq, a predicted model, not a curated record
GCGUUGCCUGGCGAGUUAGGAAAUACAAUUGUUGCUGGUCGGUCCAGUAUUGAAGUACGUGAGGGAACUUUUGGAGAGUUUCUGUAACCUUCCUCACAAAUAACACGCAUUUAAACAAACAAAUGGAAACCAACGAAACAGACGGAACGGGUGUUAAAUAUUAUCGAUUGUCAGAGGUGGAGGAACGGAACUCUUUUAAAAGCACAUGGAUUAUCAUUCAUAAUAAAGUGUACGACGUCACAAAGUUUCUCGAGGAGCACCCGGGUGGAGAGGAGGUGCUGCGAGAGCAGGCGGGUGGAGAUGCCACAGAGAGCUUUGAAGACGUCGGCCACUCGACAGAUGCACGUGAGAUGGCCAGCUCUAUGGUCAUAGGAGAGCUGCAUCCUGAUGACAGGGACAAGCUUGCCAAACCACCAGAAUCACUUGUAACGACCGUACAAGAAAGCACAAGCUGGUGGUCAAACUGGUUGAUACCUGCUGUCGCCGCAGUAAUCGUCACGUUGAUGUACCGUAUAUACACGGCAGAGGAGGCAUGAUGGGAUGUUUCUCUCGCUCUGCCUACAACUACAGUACCCAUAAUCCAUUUCAGGUUUUCCCAUUACCAUAAAGAUUCUACUAAUGAAGGCAACUUUUGUGUUAGUUUCAGUGUUUAUUGUCUCAUAUCCCUUGAGAUUUAAAUACUGAUAUAUGCAGAUGUUUUUAUGAUAUAUCAAAGGAUAUUUUAGAUCUAGCAUUAUAAAUAUGCAUACUAAAGAUGAAGUUUUCAUUGUCUAAUUGUUUUCUGUUGUGUAAUACUGUGUAUACCAUUUAUUCAGUUGAAAUGUCCUGAAUAUGAUCACAUACAUAAAGACAACAUUUUGUUCCUCAUUUAGUCUCACUUCAGAUAUUGUUAAUCUUCAUGUCAUUGCAAGUUGAUUGUACUUGGUCCAGAGAGAAAUGAUACAAACGUACAAAUUCUUAACAAGAGAAUGAAUAAAAUGCCAGAAUGCAAAAAAAUCUGGUAAUUAUUUAGUAAUAAAUAUGCCAAUUCUGACGGAUUCACUGGAUAUUCUGCGAAAUUAUUUAUUGCUAGCAGAGUGAAUCUGAUGAUAUGCAUAUUUAUCCCCAAAAUCAAAAGUUCCAAAAAAUUGAAAUUAGAUUUUGCAGAAACAAUAAGUGAAGAUUAUUUGUAGGGUCAUACACUUAUUUUGCAUGAUCAUAAUGAGAGUGGGAAGGGAUUUAGUUUAAUUGUCAUAAAUUAUCUUUCUAUUUCAUAUUUUUCUUUUGAAUUUGGGGUGAAAUAUGAACCGGACAUGUUCAACAUGUGAUUGUACACAACCUAACCAAAAAUCUCAUUAUGUGCUUAGACAAUCAGCUAGAAGUCACCACAUGUUAAUAUCUGUAGUGAAGAGCAACACGGUUAGAAUCGUAUUUUUGGCUGUCGGUUACACAUUGAUGUACCAUUUAAAUGCAUAUCAAUGUACCACCAUAAACGGUGCUUAUACAUUCCCUUUUUUUUUCUUGAACUAAAAU